Cuscuta campestris is the source of this 4135-nucleotide messenger RNA. The record is from the annotation of a GenBank genome assembly. NCBI's taxonomy places the organism in Eukaryota, Viridiplantae, Streptophyta, Magnoliopsida, Solanales, Convolvulaceae.
GUGCGCCGCUGCAUUCCUGUCCAUUUGUUCCGUUACCUUCGCUCUCUAUCUUAUUUCAUCUUCUUUCACCGGUUUUGAAUCACGUGUCUGCCUAAGGAAUCGAAGGAUUAUGUCCUCGUGAUUCCAAUUUUUGGGAUCGAUGUUUCAGCCUGAUCCUUUUUAAAGAAACUGCUUGUGAUGCAAAUUUAUCUCAAGGAAUAAGGCUAAGGAAGCAGUAAAUUCUAAUGUUGCUUUUAUCAAGUACUUAAAUCCAAAGGUAUACAUGUCCUGAAUGAUAACCCCUGUAUGCACAAUGCAUAUUUAACUUAUUUAAAAUUAAUAUUUUUAAAUAUAUAUACCUAAUGAACUGUGCAUAAUAAAAAAAGACAUCAAUAUAUAUUCCUAAUGAAAGGUGCCUACUAAAAUUAAAGACAUAAAAUAAUAUACAGUGUGAAUUGAAGUGUUUUUACCUGUGUUUGUAUGGAAUCUCUUUCUUUUCCCUCUGUCUUUGCCAUUGGACAAUGAACUCUUCAUUUGACUGCUCAGUGUAGAUAUAAUGGAUCUCUGGUAUAUGACUCUUAUAAAAGAAAGAAAGAUAUAUGAGACUUAAAUGCAACACCAUUGCUAGAAUAUAUAUAGAAAUAGAGAGCAAGGGUGUCCACCGGUGGUAGUAUAUAAAUCAUACUUGGAAGUUUGUGUUGGUGGUUAUUCAUAAUUUAACUUUCAAUUAAUAGAAUCCUCAAAUCCCUAUGAACUUAAUCAAAAAGCACACAGCCAAAUAAUAUCUCAAGCCAAACAUUGAUAGGUUUUUUAAGAGUUGUUUGAAAACAAACUAAUUGACAUUCAAUCCAAAUACCGUAGUAAAACAGUGUGCAUGAACACUUAUUGAGCACACUCUUGAAUAAUGAAAACUGAAACAGGAAAAAUCUUUCAGUAGAAGAGCUCUCUUUCCUUUUCAACCUUUAUUUUGAUUUUUCGCCUAUUCAACUGCUCUUGCUCUGCUGUUUCAAAACCAUUCAAGAGAUCCCUCUUUAAAUUGUUUUUGUAAUCACAUCCCAAAACUUCAUGGCCCUCUACAUCAAUAAUGAUGCCUCUUUCCAUGCUUGUUUCACCCUGCAUAAUUAGAUAGGAAUUACCAGAUUUACAGUAAGGUAGUUGGAUAAUUACUGAGGCAAAGAACUUACUCCAAAUCCUCUAAGCUAAUAUCCAUGAUUAGGGUUUCUCUACCAUUAAUUGGUUUGGUGAUUGGAGGGUCACCAACAAAAAGUGCCCCAAUUACAUCUGUCAAGAAAUAAUAUAUGAUAUAUUACUAAGAUAUAUAAAAUGAACUGAUGUGUAUUUGGAAUUUAAGGGUAUAAGAAAAUGAGAUGGGUUAUUACCAAACAUUGGAGCAUUUUCAAAACUUUCCAACGCAUUAAUCUCUCUGAAUGGUUUGAAACUGAAAAAAUGCUUAGGGAAUUGUUCAUUCAAUAUUUCAACAACAAUUGUCCUUUUACCAAGUGAUAACUUAAACUUGAUUGAAACAAUGUGAGGCUUGUUAUUUGAUAGAAUUGCAGGAUUAAUUAUUCGAUAUAACUUCCCUUCCUUUAGUGUAGCUCCAAACAGUGGUAUUAAUAUAUUUUCGAAAAGUGGCUAGCCACAAAAGUCUUGAAGAAAAAUACCUCAUUAUCGUAAAAAAUACACUCCCGUGCAUAAACUUCUCUGUUGGACAUUAGAUCGUAGCAUAGAGCCAAUCUUUAUUUUAGAUUGGCUCAAAAGGUAGAUGGUUUUAAAUCCAUCAACCUCGUCCAAAGAGCAGGCAUUUUUGAAAACUAUAAGGCUAAUUCUUAGGAAAAUCAGUGUAGUGAAAGAAUUAAGGGGAAGGGUGUCUUCUCUGCCCUUGGAAUGGUGUUUAUAUACCCAAUUGAGUGUGUUGGGUUACAACGAUUUUAUGGAAGGCAUGUUUUCUAUGUACUAUGGUCUCACUGUGUUGUCUUUACCAUUUGUAAUGGGUGUUUGUUGUGUAGUGCAGGAACCAUGUUCAUGGCAUGUCUUGUAAUUGAUUGAUUUCAUCAUAUUGGAAACUUUUUAAUAAAUAAGAGGCUGCGGGUCCUGAUUGCUCUUCUGAAUGUACCUGUGGGUCCGAAAUUUCUGAAUUAAAUUGGCCAUCGAUUGCAAUUAUGUUUGGCCUGUCCUGAUUGUAAUAAAGUGAUGGGUCAUGUUGUAAUGGAUUUGUGACAUGUGUCCCAAAAUUGUUUCAGCCAUUGGAUUGGGAAAAACUGGCGGGAAAAUUGGAAUGCAAUUGAGCUCUGAUUUUCCAUGGGCUUUUAUAUAUAUAGUAGAUUAUUUGUUUUGUGUAGUGAUAUUCAAUUUAGUAGCACUGUCCUCUUCCACUCUUCUUUCUUUCUUUCUUUCUCCGACUUUACCAAACUUCUGUAAAUUCCCAAUCAUUUCCUCGUCGUCUCUGUUCAUUUGCCCCCGUUCAGAAACUCGCCGACCUUCGAGCCAGAAUAACUUUGCAUAUUUCCCCCCUCCCGUCAGAGAUUUCCGGAAUCGGAUGCGUCCAGAGGCCGGGAAUCGGCGGAAGAAAUAGGGCUCGAGGAAGUGAAAGAUGGUGGUGAGGAAGGUUGGGAAGUAUGAAGUGGGGAGGACGAUUGGGGAAGGAACAUUCGCGAAGGUCAAGUUCGCUCAGAACACGGAGACCGGCGAGAGCGUCGCCAUGAAAGUCAUCGAUCGCAGCGCCAUCAUCAAGCACAAGAUGGUGGACCAGAUUAAGAGAGAGAUAUCAAUUAUGAAGCUUGUCCGGCAUCCGUACGUUGUUCGAUUACACGAGGAUAUUUACUGCCAGGUAAUAGCAAGUCGUACCAAGAUAUACAUCAUCUUGGAAUUCAUAACAGGGGGUGAACUUUUUGACAAAAUAAUUCACCAGGGACGAUUAAGCGAAGCAGAGUCUCGGAGAUACUUCCAACAGCUCAUUGACGGUGUGGAUUAUUGUCAUAGUAAGGGUGUUUAUCAUAGAGAUUUAAAGCCUGAAAAUCUUCUGCUAGAUUCCCAAGGAAAUUUGAAAAUUUCAGAUUUUGGACUCAGUGCUUCCCCUGAUCCAGGUGUUUCCCUUCUUAAGACAACAUGUGGAACCCCUAACUAUGUUGCACCUGAGGUUCUCAGCCAUAAAGGUUAUAAUGGGGCAUUGGCGGAUGUGUGGUCUUGUGGUGUGAUUCUUUAUGUUCUGAUAGCAGGUUAUCUACCAUUUGAUGAUGUUGAUCUCACUACUUUGUAUGGAAAGAUUGAGAGAGCAGAAUUUUCUUGCCCAUCACGGUUCCCAGUCGGAGCAAAAUCUUUGAUUCAUAAGAUUUUAGACCCUAAUCCUGAAACACGCAUCAGGAUUGAAGACAUCAGGAAUGAUGAUUGGUUUAAGAAGGGUUAUGUUCCAGCAAACAUCAUAGAGUACGAGGAUGUUAAUUUAGAUGACAUAAAUGCAGCUUUUGAUGAUAGUGAGGAAGAAGGGCUUAAUGAGCAAUGCAACAAUGAAGAUUUUGGACCUCUAGCUCUCAAUGCAUUUGAUCUAAUUAUCCUCUCUGAAGGAUUUAACCUUUCAGUCUUGUUUGAGCCUAAGCUGGAUUCAACAAAUCACCAAACACGCUUUCUUACACAAAAACCUGCAAAGGUUGCCUUAUCAACUAUGGAAGUCGUUGCCCAGUCGAUGGGGUUCAAGACACACAUCCGUAACUAUAAGAUGAGGGUCGAAGGUCUAUCCGCCAAUAAGAUAUCACGCUUCUCAGUAUUUUUGGAGAUUUUCCAAGUAGCUCCAACAUUUUUCAUGGUGGACAUUCAGAAAGCAUCUGGAGAUCAUACUGAAUAUGACAAGUUUUACCAGAGCUUUUGUGGCAAUCUUGAGGAGCUGAUUUGGAAACCACGCGAUGAACAGAGUAAAUCAAGACUUACAAAAACAAAGAGUAAAAAACGCUGAUUUUCCUUCCAUGUAUCAAAAUCAUAUAUGUACUGUGGUUUAUAGUCUAAUAAUUCCAUGGGGCUUCAAACGGAUUCAUGUGCGGGGGUGGUGGUGCAUUACCAGUGUUCUUGAAGCACAUGCAGUCGCGAUUUCAGCCCUUCAUUUGAGCUGCGAUCCGCUGCCACGCGUCAAUAACACUGGUUCUGUAACCGCACUGAAUCCCAACAU